AUGUUUCUUAGCAUCUAUGUUUUCUCCAUCCUGCUUGUCACAGGAGUUUGCUUGCAGUGUGAAUACUGCAGUAGCAGCACCGAAUCAUGUACUGGUGUAGCGCACAUCUGCCGACCAUCUGAAAAUGCCUGCAUUACCCUCACUGUGGAGACCACCAUUGGACAUGACAAAUGGUUGGCAACAUAUAAGGGCUGCACCAAACUGAAGCAUUGCCCUCCAUCUCCCAUGAGCUUCACCUUCCCUUCACAGCGCAGACGGAAAGCUUCCAUGUGCUGCCGCAAGGAUCUUUGCAACAGUGGACAAGUGACAUUGCCAAAACUAGGGGUCAUACCAAAUGGACUGAAGUGCCCUGGGUGUUUCUCAGAGGAUCCCAGAUGUGUACCCACAGAGAUAAUCAGCUGCAAUGGAUGGGAAACCAAUUGCAUCUACUAUGAUGUGUCUGUUGAACAUGAAGGACAAAUCUACCAUCAUGCCAAACGUGGCUGUGGGACCAAGCAUGCCUGUACCAAUGAGCCACGCAUUUAUGGAGUUCCUGGAUUGUACAUGGAAAUUGUGAAGAGUCCUCAGUGUACUCCUGCUCCCAAAAUAGUUGCCAAACCUGACAAGAACUAG
Messenger RNA from Anolis carolinensis (green anole), 612 nucleotides. RefSeq names its product phospholipase A2 inhibitor and Ly6/PLAUR domain-containing protein. The transcript has 5 exons. NCBI's taxonomy places the organism in Eukaryota, Metazoa, Chordata, Lepidosauria, Squamata, Anolidae. The record is from RefSeq and is a predicted model, not a curated record. The coding region runs from base 1 to 612 and encodes 203 amino acids.